Molecule: messenger RNA, 1345 nt
Organism: Cynoglossus semilaevis (tongue sole)
Lineage: Eukaryota; Metazoa; Chordata; Actinopteri; Pleuronectiformes; Cynoglossidae
Exons: 6
Coding region: 449-1345 (298 amino acids)
Biological process (GO): signal transduction
Source: RefSeq, a predicted model, not a curated record
CAUUUUAUGGGAUUUAUAUUUUAUUUGUUUACUAAUUGAGGUCAGAGGAUCUCACCCUGGUGCUUAACAGUAAAGAAUUUGUCAUAAGUUUAAGGUAAAUAAUAGUAUAGAAAAUAUUAUAUGCAAACACAUUCAAUUUAAGGAUACUUUUUUCAUCGGUGCUUCUUUAUUGGAGCUCUGGUUCCACAGUAACGUGUGCUUCAAGUAGUAGAACACGUUGGACAGAAUGAAUGCUAGCAUGCUAAUGUGUUAAUGACGUAGUUAUUAUUGUCAAGGCGUUAUUAACCACCUCACCUCCCACCAGAGUCGGUGUGUAACCAAGCAACACAUGUAACCUGAGACAAAACAAGCAGCAGCUCUACUUUGCUUUUCUCCUUCACCUGAGUUGAUGUGAGACUGAAAACAUUUUCCCUGCACGUUUAUACGUUAUUAUUUUCACUUAAAAAAAAUGCCAUCUCAUAUCAUGCUGUCCUAUCAGUGGAAGGACCAGACUCUUGUGCAGAAGAUCUACAGUCGCCUCAGAGAUGACGGGCUGCCUGUGUGGAUGGACAUAAAUGGAGGUGUGAUGGGGAAUAUCAACGAUGCGAUUGCUGCAGGUGUGGAGGAGGCCGUAGUGAUUUGUCCCUUCUUGACCCCAGAGUACCAGGCGUCCCGCAGUUGUAAGAAGGAGCUCAGCUACGCCGACACCAGGGAGGUCAUCAUUGUUCCAGUAAUGCUGGCUAAGAGUUGGGAGGCCAGUGAGUGGUUGGGCCUGAUCACUGCUGGUCUGCUGUGGGUGGACUUCAGAAAUGCAGACAAGAACGAGGAAAACUUUGAGAUGUGCGUCAGAUCUCUGGAGGAGGAGAUCAUGUUCAGCGCUGGUCACCUCCUGGAUUUAGAAGAGCCCAAGUUAAGUAAAGUGGACAUGGAACCAGAACCUCCAAAGCACUACCUGAAAAAGAAACCCGGUCGAAGAUUUCGCCACGCCAUGUCACAGCUUUACAUCCACGAACCAGAUGAGCAGGUUACACAUCAAACCUCCCUGAACAGAACCAGAGUGGAGCUCACUGAGACAGCUGGAGAUCUGUGUUACUGGGAGGAGGUCAAAGGCCAUGGCUGCAAAUUCUACAAGAAUGUGGUGACUAAAGGAUACCUGGGGUAUGACACAGGCAGGAACCAGGUUCACUCCGAGGCCAUUCCCUCCGUCUCUGAGGAGUGGCUGCUCCUGGUGGAUCAGAUGGACGAAAGCGCCAGGCGAACCGUCAUGAUGAAGAAUAAAAACUCAGGGAGAUUCCUGGCAGUUCAUAAUGGCCGCUUUGUUGGACUGGAGUCUUACAACGAAGACUGCAAAUGGUUUUUGGAAUAA